Molecule: messenger RNA, 569 nt
Organism: Diabrotica virgifera virgifera (western corn rootworm)
Lineage: Eukaryota; Metazoa; Arthropoda; Insecta; Coleoptera; Chrysomelidae
Exons: 3
Coding region: 80-478 (132 amino acids)
Source: RefSeq, a predicted model, not a curated record
AUAUUGAGUAUUCGUGGAUGACAAAAGUUGAUCAGAUUCAGACGAUUAAGAUAAUUGUUAAUGUGAUCACUAAGAUAAAAUGGAUAUCAAGAGCUGUGUAUGGAUUUUUCUGCUUUUUUCUGUAAAGUUCUGUUCCUCUCUGGAUUGCUACACUUGUAGUACACAAUUGAACUUAGAAGGUGACAUACAAAAUAAAUGUGAUGUUCACUCCUGGUUUUCUAAUAAAACACCCAACGUGUCAUUUUGCCAGUCCCCAAAUGUUUGUUCAAAAUAUAUCGUUGAACAUGAUGGGAUCAGAUGGGUUCAUCGAUCCUGCAGUCCAAAUAACAUUUGUUCUCAAGUGGCUGGAAGGUACAACGAUAACAGGAAUGCUUUAGUGGAAUGCCAAACAUGCUCCGAUCAAGACCUAUGUAAUUCGGCUCAUAGAAGUGUUUUCGGGCAAGUUCUUCUACUUAUUGUAAUUUUUAUAAUAUUUUAAAAAAUUAUUGUUUUUGUUUACCAAAAUAACACCAAAAUUUAUUAUACGUUUACUGUAUUUUAAUUAAAAGGAAUAAAUUACUGAUAUCGUA